This is a messenger RNA of Moneuplotes crassus, 1675 nucleotides long. The record is from the annotation of a GenBank genome assembly. NCBI's taxonomy places the organism in Eukaryota, Ciliophora, Spirotrichea, Euplotida, Euplotidae.
AUGUUUGAGCCAAAUUAUUGCACCAGAAGUACAUCCCAGCCUUCUGAGAUAUUAAACAAAAGAUACUAUUUGUGAAUUAAAUUAGUAUUAUCUAACUCAAGUUAUAGAAGUCUGUUGUAUAGAACGUUGAAAGAUUCAGCAAAUUUCUGGUGGUCAUCCUUAAUCUUCUUAGUCUCUUCCUCAAAGAUCAUCUCAAGUCAGGUCUUCUCUUCUCCAGGUAGCUUCUGGGUGUAAGCAUAUGUAAAAAUAACUUUGAAUUCUUUAGACAAGUGUAUUCUACUAUAUCUUGAUCUUGAGUAAGUGUAGAGGCAUUCUAAGGCCUCUCAGCUCUUGAUUUUGUCAAUUUCUAUAUGUUGCAGGAAGCCUUUCAAGCCAAUUAAUGCUUACCUUCUUUCAUUACUGCACUUUUAGAGUCCUCCUUGUAUUUAAUCCCAAUGAAGAGCAAUAGAAACAGAGGCAGUUGAGAAUUAACAUCUUUCUGGAGAUAAUUCUUCACAAUUGAUUUGCAAGCUUCGAGGGUUGUCGUGAACUCAACGUUACGAUAUCUCUUAUUUUGUUAUCUUUUUGUUAUCCUGGAGGAAGAGUCUGUGGUAGAACCUCCUAACCAUUCUUAGCAUGGUUUUGUUAAUUACAUCCUGCCUGGACCUAUCCUUCUCAUUUUCGUUAUUUAGGGUCAAAGCCAGUGUAAGUCUUGAAUUUGGGAAGUAAUGAAAUUAGUUCAAGUGACUUUGAAGUCUGCUCUUUUUCAUCGACCUUGAACAAACUCAGCUCAAGCUUUGGAGUAGGUAUUCACUGCGGAGGCAAGAAAAGUGGAGGAUUUGAAUUAAAAGUGCCAAACACUUCCUCAACUGUUGGAUUUUUAGAUCUUUUUGCUUCCUCAUUUUUAUUAGACUCUUCGUUCUCAUGCAAUGAGCAGAUAAAAGACUGACCAAAGCUGUCUGGAACUCUUGGAGGACUUCAAUGAUUAAUAUUCCUAGGGGGUGUUUUUAUCACAUUAAGUGUGAGAUCUCACCCUUCAAGCUCACUUAAUUGUUCCUAUAGAAGAGGGAUCAAAUAGAUCAUCCUUUCACGGCCAGAAUGAACGAUAUAAAUUGCAAAAAAUAAAGCUGUUUUGCUAUUUUUAGAAGAGAUUUGAGAACCUUAUUAUCAAAAGUAUUCACAAUAAUUAUUAUCUGGUUCAAUACUAGUAGCAAUUCAAACCUUACUUUCAGACUAUAAUGAGGAAUCCUCUGGACAAAGAGCGAGAGCCUUGGUGUAGCCCAACAGAGAGAAACAUAAUAUCAAAAAUACUCUGGUUAUAAUCGAAAAUCAAAGUAUUUUGGCUUUCUGACAGAGUAAACAUCAGAAAACUGAAAAAUUAUUCUCUUAGCAAGCAGCUCUUUAAUACAGUUUGUUUGGAUUAUAAAUCAGAAGCUGUAGAUGUACUAAAUAGUUCCUAAAAUUUGAUACAAAGAUCUUAGCAUCAACCACCGAUAGCGAUUAUGAGAGAUGCUUUCCUUAAGGAAAUCUAGACUCACUAUAAAAUUUCUAUGGGGUAUUAAACCAAAAUAUAUUGUGGAAAGUCAGUAGACAUCUCACCUUCAAGUCAAUGUUGUCCAAAUCAGUGAAACUCUUGCAUUCCAUUUCAAAUUCGUCAGUCGGUAACAUUAUUUUUGGUGUUGGAGCUCUUUAAUAU